This is a messenger RNA of Musa acuminata AAA Group (dessert banana), 3431 nucleotides long. Its product is annotated as ribonuclease TUDOR 1. Gene Ontology annotation, molecular function: nuclease activity; RNA binding. The record is from RefSeq and is a predicted model, not a curated record. Gene Ontology annotation, biological process: regulatory ncRNA-mediated gene silencing; mRNA catabolic process. The transcript has 17 exons. Bases 155 to 3109 code for a protein of 984 amino acids. NCBI's taxonomy places the organism in Eukaryota, Viridiplantae, Streptophyta, Magnoliopsida, Zingiberales, Musaceae. Gene Ontology annotation, cellular component: cytosol; RISC complex; nucleus.
CAAAAUUUUCCGGACCAUCGUUCGUUCGCAUCUUCGUCGCGGCGGAGUUCCCAGCGAGACCAUCCCCAAGGAUCACUAGCAUUCGUAUCGGGCUCUUCCGAUCCGUCGGAGACCUGCCCUCUGUCGAGAUCGGAUCGAGGGCUUAGCUCUCGACAUGGCGUCCACAGUAGGAGCAACAGGAUGGCUGAGAGGAAAAGUCAAGGCCGUUCCUUCAGGGGAUUCUCUGCUUAUCAUGGGAAGCACAAAAGCAGAGAUCCCUCCCGAAAAGACCGUCACUUUGUCUUCUCUGAUCGCCCCUAGACUGGCUCGUCGGGGUGGUGUGGAUGAACCGUUUGCAUGGGAGAGCAGGGAGUUUCUGAGAAAACACUGCAUUGGAAAGGAUGUCACUUUCAAGGUGGACUACACAGUUCCAUCUAUUGGGAGAGAGUUUGGCACUGUUUUUCUUGGAGAUAAGAAUGUUGCCUACUUAGUUGUUUCUGAAGGAUGGGCAAAGGUUAGGGAACAAGGCCAGCAGAAAGGUGAAGCAAGCCCAUAUUUGACAGAGCUACUGCAUUUGGAGGAGCAAGCCAAGCAACAGGGCUUAGGUCGCUGGAGCAAGGUACCUGGUGCUACCGAGUCAGCUGUAAGAAACUUACCACCUUCAGCCAUUGGUGAUCCUAGUAAUUUCGAUGCAAUGGGGCUGCUAGCUGCAAACAAGGGCAGACCCAUGCAGGGCAUUGUAGAGCAAGUCCGUGAUGGCAGCACUCUUCGUGUCUACCUCCUUCCUGAGUUCCAUUUUGUUCAAGUUUUUGUUGCAGGGGUUCAGGCUCCUUCAAUGGGAAGAAGGCCCACUAAUGACACAAUUCCUGUGACUGAGGUGUCUACUGAUGAUACAAAUGGAGAAAUUUCAGGUGAAUCUCAGCAGCCACUAACAUCGGCCCAGAGGCUUGCUGCUUCUUCGCUGUCAAUAACUGAAGUUUCACCAGAUCCAUUUGCGAGGGAAGCCAAACACUUUACAGAAAUCCGUGUUUUGAGCAGAGAUGUCAGGAUCGUGCUAGAAGGUGUAGACAAAUACAGCAAUUUAAUUGGCUCAGUUUAUUAUCCUGAUGGUGAUACUGCAAAAGAUCUUGCUCUUGAUCUUGUGCAAAAUGGUUUUGCUAGAUUUCUGGAAUGGAGUGCAAACAUGAUGGAGGAUGAGGCCAAACGAAAAUUGAAGGCUGCUGAGCUUCAGGCGAAGAAGGAUCGCCUUAGAAUUUGGACAAACUAUGUGCCUCCAGCUUCAAAUUCGAAGGCAAUUCACGACCAAAAUUUUACAGGAAAAGUAGUAGAGGUUGUGAGUGGAGACUGCAUAAUUGUUGCUGACGAUGCUGUUCCCUACGGCAGCCCCUUAGCUGAGCGUAGAGUUAAUCUUUCAAGCAUCAGAGCACCAAAGAUGGGAAAUCCUCGGCGAGAUGAAAAGCCAGUGCCCUAUGCCCGUGAGGCCAGGGAAUUCUUACGUACACGUCUUAUUGGCCACCAAGUAAAUGUGUCAAUGGAAUAUUCUAGGAAGGUUGGUGUGGCUGAUGGACCUAGUACAGUAGUAUCUAGUUCAGCUGAUUCUAGAGUCAUGGAUUUUGGGUCAGUCUUCCUUGUGAAGAGUGAGAAUGAUGAAACCUCUUCUCCAUCUGUUAACCAACCAGGAGUAACAAAUGUUGCCGAGAUGGUUGUCUCACGGGGUUUUGCCACUCUAGUCAGACAUCGAGAUUUUGAAGAAAGGUCAAAUCAUUAUGAUGCUUUACUGGCUGCUGAAUCUCGUGCGAUUAAUUCAAGGAAAGGGAUUCAUUCUGCCAAGGAUCCUCCAGUUAUGCAUAUAACUGAUUUGACAAUGGCAUCUGCAAAAAAGGCACGAGAUUUCUUUCCUUUUCUGCAACGGAGUAGGAGGCAUGCUGCUGUUGUUGAAUAUGUCCUCAGUGGUCAUCGAUUUAAGUUACUGAUUCCUAAAGAAACAUGCACUAUUGCAUUUUCAUUUUCUGGUGUUCGGUGUCCUGGUCGGGAGGAGCCUUUUUCAGAUGAAGCUAUUGCUUUGAUGAGAAGGAAGAUAUUGCAACGGGAUGUUGAGAUUGAGGUGGAAACAGUUGAUAGGGCUGGGACAUUCUUAGGCUCCUUAUGGGAAUCAAGGACCAAUAUGGCUGUUAUCCUCUUGGAAGCUGGAUUGGCUAAACUUCAAACCUCCUUUGGCUCUGACAAGAUUCCAGAUGCUCACCUCCUGGCACAGGCUGAACAGUCUGCAAAGCACCAGAAGCUAAAAAUCUGGGAAAAUUAUGUUGAAGGACAAGAAGUUUCAAAUGGUUCCUCUACUGAAGCAAAACAGAAAGAAAUGCUCAAGGUCGUAGUUACAGAAGUCCUUGGUGGUGGAAAAUUUUAUGUCCAACCUGUUGGUGAUCAAAAGGUGGCUGCCAUUCAACAGCAGCUUGCUGCAUUAAACAUUAAAGAGGCUCCAGUAAUUGGUUCUUUUAAUCCUGCAAAGGGUGAUAUAGUUCUGGCUCAGUUCAGUGUAGACAAUUCCUGGAAUAGAGCCAUGAUUGUAAAUGGACCACGAGGGGCCGUGAAAUCACAUAAUGACACAUUUGAAGUCUUCUAUAUUGAUUUUGGAAACCAAGAAAUUGUCCCAUAUAGUCUCCUACGACCUCUCGAUUCUUCAAUACCAUCAGCACCUGGUUUGGCUCAACUUUGCAGCCUUGCAUACAUAAAAGUACCUAAUUUGGAGGACGAUUUUGGUCAAGAAGCUGCAGAGUAUUUGAGCGAAUGUACAUUGAACAAUACAAAAGAGUUUAGCGCUAUGAUUGAGGAAAGAGAUGCCUCAGGAGGGAAAGCAAGAGGACAAGGAACUGGAACGGUGUUGGUGGUGACUCUCGUUGAUGUUGGAUCUGAAGUUAGUAUUAAUGCUGCCAUGCUACAGGAAGGGCUUGCUAGACUAGACCGAAAGAAGAAAUGGGACACUAGAGAACGCAAGGCAGCUCUUGAUGGUUUGGAAGAGUUUCAAGCUAAAGCAAAACGAGAGAGGCUGAAGAUUUGGCAAUAUGGUGAUGUCCAAUCUGAUGACGAGGAGUUAGCGCCACCACCUCCAAGGAAAGCUGGCGGCCGUCGAUGAGAGAACUGAUGCGAGCGAGGGUAAAAAUAAGGUUCCGAGAUAUAGGGAGAGAGUUUGUAGUUCAUAGUUCGCUUUGAGUAGCCAUUUAUACCUCUAUAUUUCUCACUUUGGAUUUUGUUUUCCUUUUUAUCCCAAGACUUGAAGAAGUCAUUUUUUCCCCCCUAGCUUUAAAUAAGGUAUCACCCAUAACUUAUCUCUAUUUGGAAACCAAGCUUGUAUGUGCCCAUAGAUUUAAUUAAAACUCGGCUUAUGUUGUUUCCAUUUUACUUUGUGGAAAGCAGGAACUUUUCGUUCGAUCUAUAUUUGUGACUUUUCAUGUCAA